Caretta caretta (loggerhead turtle) is the source of this 4004-nucleotide messenger RNA. RefSeq names its product cytochrome p450 oxidoreductase (gene POR). Gene Ontology annotation, molecular function: flavin adenine dinucleotide binding; FMN binding; NADPH-hemoprotein reductase activity. The record is from RefSeq and is a predicted model, not a curated record. Lineage: Eukaryota; Metazoa; Chordata; Testudines; Cheloniidae. Gene Ontology annotation, biological process: response to hormone. Gene Ontology annotation, cellular component: cytosol.
CUUCCUUUUGCAGAUACAGUCAACUCUCCCGCAGAACUACAGAGCCCAAACCUUGUUACUCGGCUUUAUGUGGAAUACGGGCCCCAGAAAAGGACGUGUGAAUGCAGCAGGCUUUUCCACCUCAGGCAACAUCAUAUGACACCAACUGGAUGGUAAAAAUCAAUCGAUCAAAAUAAUCAAAGAACCAGGACAAGAAAAGAGCCAAAGCUGGUGACAUUGGACAGAUCUACCUUUGAGAAGUGCCUGUACAGUUCUGAACAUUUCGAAGCACUUUGCUAACAGGCCAACUUCAUCACCUCUUGUGAGGCAGCGUUGCCAGUUGCCAUGGGGGAUUCUGCCAUGGACUCCACUCUCCCCACUCCUGAGAGCGCUGUCCCGGAGGGCGCACUCUUCAGCAUGACCGAUGUGUUUCUCUUCUCACUCAUCGUUGGCCUCCUUUCUUAUUGGUUCCUCUUCCGCAAGAAAAAGGAAGAAAUCCCUGAAUUCACCAAAAUCCAGCCAGUAACAUCCUUGGUGAGGGAGACCAGCUUCGUUGAGAAGAUGAAGAAAACGGGGCGAAACAUCGUGGUGUUUUAUGGUUCCCAGACUGGUACAGCAGAGGAGUUUUCCAACCGCCUUUCCAAAGAUGCCCAUCGGUACGGCAUGCGAGGCAUGUCAGCGGACCCUGAGGAGUACGAUAUGUCUGAUCUGAGCCGCCUCUCUGAGAUUGACAAUUCCUUGGCUGUGUUCUGCAUGGCUACGUACGGAGAGGGUGAUCCCACAGACAAUGCUCAGGAUUUCUAUGACUGGCUGCAGGAGACUGAUACUGACCUGACUGGUCUCAAAUUUGCAGUGUUUGGGCUGGGCAACAAGACUUACGAGCACUUCAAUGCGAUGGGGAAAUACGUGGACAAGAGGCUGGAGCAGCUUGGAGCCCAGCGGAUAUUUGAGCUCGGCAUGGGAGAUGAUGAUGGGAACCUGGAAGAAGACUUCAUCACUUGGCGUGAGCAGUUCUGGCCGGCAGUGUGCGAGCACUUUGGCGUGGAAGCUACCGGAGAGGAGUCCAGCAUCCGUCAGUAUGAGCUGGUGGUCCACACAGACAUCAAUAUGAACAAGGUCUACACUGGCGAGAUGGGCCGGCUGAAGAGCUACGAAAGCCAGAAACCCCCGUUCGAUGCAAAGAACCCUUUCCUGGCACCUGUUACCCUGAACCGAAAGCUGAACCAGGGCGGAGAGAGGCACCUCAUGCACUUGGAAUUGGACAUCUCUGGCUCCAAAAUCAGGUAUGAGUCUGGGGACCAUGUUGCUGUGUACCCAGCUAACGACACAUCACUAGUGAACCAGAUCGGCGAGAUUCUGGGCGCAGAUCUGGAUAUGAUCAUGUCCUUAAACAACCUGGAUGAGGAAUCCAAUAAGAAGCAUCCGUUCCCCUGCCCCACCACGUACCGGACAGCCCUGACCUAUUAUCUGGACAUCACCAACCCACCGCGCACCAACGUCCUGUACGAGCUGGCUCAGUAUGCCACAGACCCCAACGAGCAGGAACACCUCCGCAAGAUGGCGUCUUCUGCUGCUGAGGGCAAGACGCUGUACCUCAGCUGGGUUGUGGAGGCCAGAAGGAACAUACUAGCCAUCCUGCAGGAUGUAUCUUCUCUCCGACCUCCCAUCGACCACCUCUGUGAGCUGCUGCCCCGCCUGCAGGCCCGUUACUAUUCGAUUGCCUCCUCUUCCAAGGUUCACCCUCACUCCAUCCACAUCUGUGCUGUGGUUGUGGAAUACGAGACCAAGUUAGGCAGGGUGAACAAAGGAGUGGCCACUACCUGGCUGAAGAACAAGGUGCCCAAUGAAAACGGGCACAAGUUGACGGUGCCCAUGUACGUCAGGAAGUCACAGUUCCGGUUGCCUUUCAAAUCCAGCACGCCCAUCAUCAUGAUCGGGCCCGGGACUGGGAUCGCCCCGUUCGUUGGCUUCGUUCAAGAGCGGGCCUGGCUGAAGCAGCAAGGGAAGGACGUUGGCGAGACGGUGAUGUACUAUGGCUGUCGCCAUGAGAACGAGGACUACCUGUACCGAGAGGAGCUUGCCCAGUUCCACAAGGAGGGGGCCCUCACCCAGCUCAACGUCGCCUUCUCCCGGGACCAAGCCCAGAAGGUCUACGUUCAGCACUUGCUGAAGAAGAACAAAGCGGGGGUCUGGAAGCUCAUCCACGAGGGGAACGCUCACAUCUAUGUGUGCGGCGAUGCUCGCAACAUGGCGCGGGACGUGCAGAACGCCUUCUACGAAAUCGUGGCCGAGUUCGGCAGCAUGACCCAGCCCCAGGCUGUGGACUAUGUAAAGAAACUGAUGACCAAGGGCCGCUACUCCCUGGAUGUCUGGAGCUAAGCCGGGCUCAGAGGCUGGAAAGAGGAAGGAUUCCCAGACGGCUGCUGGACGGGAGACGAAUGGCCCCUGCCUUAGCCAUUCCAAGAACGUGCCAUGAAACUAAACUAAACCUUAGAUCCCCUUACCUGGUAGUCGCCCUUCUAUACCCACCUCCCCUUCCGCUAGACAGCUCUUGAGAGCCCUGCGAAGGGCGGGGCAGGAACUGUUGGAACCCCCCUGGGUUUUUUGGAGGGAGACGCAUCUCCACUGAGAUGGACGGGCUCGCCCCAGGAAUCAACAGAAGCCAGGGCUUGAUAAACUGCUCCUUGGUUCCCCUCUCCUGCGGCGCAGGGCAAGGCCAGUUAACUGGCAGGGCUGCCCGCUCUGCUUUGCCGUCUGUGCAGCGAACCAUCUGCAGGACGCUCACUCCCUUCUCUCUCCGGAGCCGCUUUGUGCUCCUGUGGAAACUGUGACAUGGGGGCGAGGGGCUGCCCUUCCUGUACCCGGCCCCUGGCUUCCAGCCUACCCCCUCUGGGCCCAGUCGCAUAGACCCCAAUGCCCCCUUCUCUCCCAGGGAGCUGCCUUGGUUUUUAACCCGUUCUUUGGGGACAAUCUGGUGCAAGCAGAGGUAUGCCCCCUGGCUGCUGCACGUGGGGAGCCCAGUGCUGAGGGCAGCGAAUUGGAGAGAGGGCCUAGCUCCCUCGCAGGGCAUCAGAAGGUCUCCACUGGCAGAGGCCAGGAUGCUGAGUCUGUGUCUCCCUUGCCCCACGAGACUUCCAGCACUCGCUGCUUGCUGUGAUGGGGCAGCCUGGGGCCUUGCCCACCUUUGAAAUUCUCCUGUGGUCUGAAACCAGCCCUGGCUAGCUGAGAGCCUGCGCUGCCUACCCUGGCCUCAGUGUGUACUGGGCGCCACCCAGGCCAAGCCCCUGCUGGUGUAAACUCCUGCCCAGCCUGUGCUUGGAGGCCUCUCUGGUCCGACUAGAGACCCGUUAGCGCCUAGGGAGAGCUGUGCCAGUCCGGCUCUGCUGCGAGGCUUGCCCCAGCCCUGGCCUCGGCUCGGUCCCACAGGCCCUAGCAGUAAGUUGGCUGGUGGGGGUGGGGAGCUGGAGCCAGGGCUGCCUCCCAGUGGCUUAAUGCUCAAGUCUCAGCAAAUUGGGGACUUGCUUUGUAAGGUCCCAGCCCAAUGACAGAAAAUCCCUCUGGAAGCCUGGGCCCUGGAAGGGGGAGGAUGGCUCCCUCCUGAGCAGUCACUAACCUCCCUGGCCUGGGGUUUGUCUUUGGGGAACCACUGCUGCGAUGCUACCAGGUCAGGGACUUAACGGCAGCGCUUGCCUCCACUGAACCUUGUUUCCUUAGUCAGAGGGGACAGGAGAUAGCCAACGCCGCCUCCCUGUGAAAAGGGGGAGUAAUUCCAGCUACUGGCCUGCAGGGGGUACUCAUGUGCAGCUGUAGUCAGCCUAGGGGAGCAGGGAGGAGAACUGGGUCCCCCCUGCUUAGUUACAUGAACUGAACCCCCCUUUGCAGCUUCUCCAGGCCUAGUUUUGGUAUCUGUGUUUUGUGUUCACCCCUGCUUGAGAUCUGCUCAUGGAAAAGCUCUCUCAGCCUGUCCCAUGAAUGUAAAUACUUUAAAUAUACUGUCCCCUUGGAAUAAAACAGGGUCUUUAUUU